AUGUAUCCCACCCGUGCGUUCCGGAUGCAGCCCUCGCGGCCCUUCUACAGCCCCUCUCCCAAGGAGGCUCACAGCGCCCACACUAUCUCUCAACGUCUGCGCCAGAUCAAGAAGUGUCCUCCCGAGCUGAUUCCCCUCGGUGUUGUCCUUGGCGUUGCUGUCGGUGCGGCCAUCUACUCUAGCACCAAGAAGCUCCUGACCGAUAAGACUCUCCGUCUCCACCGCAACAGCCCCGAGAGCCGUGAGCACUAA
Messenger RNA from Penicillium argentinense, 252 nucleotides. RefSeq lists its product as uncharacterized. The record is from RefSeq and is a predicted model, not a curated record. Lineage: Eukaryota; Fungi; Ascomycota; Eurotiomycetes; Eurotiales; Aspergillaceae. The transcript is spliced from 5 exons. Bases 1 to 252 code for a protein of 83 amino acids.